UAAGUGUUUUGGUUUGACAAAAUACAAAAUUGUAAACAAAUUGCUUUCUAUGAAAAACGGCAUACAUAAGUUUUUUAUUUGGGUGGCAUCUCCGGUCUUUGAUGUACUGAUUAGAAAACGUCAGUGAUAAAUACAACAGUUUUGGGCUAAAAAGUCUGCAUAUUGUGGAACAACGAAAUAUAAACCUGCUAGAAUAAAACUGUGUUUUAAUUGAAAAUGCCUUUAAAACUUGAUAUCAAGCGUCGAAUUACAUCACGUUCCGACAGAGUCAAAUGUGUUGAUCUGCAUCCAUCAGAACCGUGGAUGUUAUGUGCUCUAUAUAAUGGCCACGUACACAUUAUGAACUAUGACAACCAACAACUAGUCAAGGAUUUUGAAGUAUGUGAUGUGCCGGUGCGAUCAGGACGUUUUGUGGGCAGAAAGAAUUGGGUAAUCACUGGUUCCGAUGAUAUGCAAAUAAGGAUAUUUAAUUAUAAUACAUUAGAAAAAGUGUAUUCUUUUGAAGCACAUUCUGAUUAUAUUCGGUGUAUUGCUGUUCAUCCGACACAGCCCUUUGUUUUGACUAGCAGUGACGAUAUGCUGAUAAAAUUGUGGAACUGGGAGAAGAUGUGGGCAUGUCAGCGUGUUUUUGAAGGGCAUACGCAUUAUGUUAUGCAAAUUGUUGUUAAUCCCAAAGACAAUAAUACUUUCGCUUCUGCGUCAUUGGAUCGCACUGUAAAAGUUUGGCAACUUGGUUCAAAUUUUGCAAACUUUACAUUAGAAGGACAUGAAAAAGGUGUCAACUGUGUAGAUUAUUAUCACGGCGGUGACAAACCAUAUUUGAUAUCUGGUGCAGAUGAUCGAAUGGUUAAAAUAUGGGAUUAUCAGAACAAAACGUGUGUACAAACAUUGGAAGGACAUGCUCAGAAUAUUUCUGCUGUAUGUUUUCAUCCUGAAUUACCUAUUGUAUUAACUGGUUCUGAAGAUGGUACAGUGCGCAUUUGGCAUUCCGGAACAUAUCGUUUGGAAACAUGUCUUAAUUAUGGCUUUGAACGUGUUUGGACCAUUGCCUGCAUGCGUGGAACUAAUAAUGUUGCGUUGGGUUAUGAUGAAGGUUCUAUUAUUAUCAAAGUUGGACGUGAAGAACCAGCUAUGUCAAUGGAUGUUAUUGGAAGCAAAAUAAUAUGGGCAAAACAUUCUGAAAUGCAACAAGUAAACUUAAAAACAUUGGCAGAGGGUACUGAUAUCAAAGAUGGAGAACGUUUACCGGUAGCUGUUAAGGAUAUGGGAGCAUGUGAAAUUUAUCCACAAACGAUUGCACAUAAUCCUAAUGGUCGCUUUGUGGUCGUUUGUGGUGAUGGAGAGUAUAUAAUAUAUACUUCUAUGGCUCUUCGCAAUAAAGCAUUUGGUUCAGCACAAGAAUUUGUUUGGGCAUUAGAAAGUAAUGAGUAUGCAAUUAGAGAAAACAAUGGAACUGUGCGUUUAUUCCGUAACUUCAAGGAAAGGAAAAGUUUUACUCCAGAAUAUGGAGCUGAAAAUAUAUAUGGUGGACAUUUGUUUGGAGUCAAAACGUCAUCUGGUCUUGUUUUUUAUGAUUGGGAGUCAUUACAAUUAGUUCGUCGAAUUGAAGUACAACCUCGUCAUGUAUUUUGGAACGAAUCUGGAACAUUGGUGUGCUUAGCAACUGAUGAAUCGUACUUUAUUUUAUCAGUUGAUACAGAUGCAAUUGCUAAUGCCUUAGAAUCUAAAUCUUUGGAAGAAGACGGAAUAGAAAGUGCAUUUAAUGUUUUAGGAGAAGUAAAUGAAUCUGUCAAAACUGGCCUUUGGGUUGGUGAUUGCUUUAUUUAUACAAAUUCCGUUAAUCGAAUUAAUUAUUAUGUUGGUGGCGAAAUUGUUACAAUAUCACAUUUGGAUCGAACAAUGUAUUUGCUCGGUUAUGUACCUAAGGAUAAUCGUUUGUAUCUGGGUGACAAAGAGCUUAAUGUUAUUUCAUUUUCAUUACAACUGUCAGUGUUAGAAUAUCAAACUGCAGUGAUGCGUCGUGAUUUUGAUCGCGCUGAUAAUGUGCUUCCAACAAUUCCCAAAGAGCAUCGUACACGGGUUGCACAUUUCCUUGAAAAGCAGGGCUUUAAAGUUCAAGCUCUUCAAGUGUCAACAGAUCCUGAUCAUAAAUUUGAUUUAGCUUUACAGACGGGAGAUUUAGGUAUUGCAGUUAAACUUGCCCGCGAAUCAGAAAAUCCACAAAAAUGGACACAACUAGCUGAUGCUGCUUCACGCAGGAAUAAUAUGGAAUUAGUUAAAGAAUGUAUGCAAAAAGCAAAUGAUUUCAGUGGUUUAUUAUUACUUGCUACAGCAUCAGGUGAUAAAGUAAUGCUGGAUGAUUUGGGUCAAAAUGCUUUAAAUCAUGGGCGUCACAAUAUUGCAUUCUUAUCAUCAUUUUUAAGUGCGGAUUUAGAAAAUUGCAUCGAAAUUUUGAUAAAUACAAAUCGUUUACCAGAAGCAGCUAUUUUCGCACGAACUUACAUCCCAAGUCAAAUAUCUCGAGUAGUUUCUCUUUGGCGAGAUGAACUAAGCAAAACCAAUGAAAAAGCUGGACAAUCUUUAGCUGAUCCAGAUAAGUUCGAAAACCUAUUUCCCGGUAUUUCGAACGCCAAGCAAGUUGAAGAAUUUUUAUGUCAAAAGCAAAAAAUAAAAAUUCCUGCACAAAACGCUUUUAAAUUCCCUCUUAAUAUUCAGCGCAAUCCUUUAGAAGAAUUUUUGGCUGAAAGUGAAGAAGGUUUGGUGAAUUCCAAUGUAGCUGUUUCACAGGAUCAUAAAAAGAACGAUGAUUUAUUAUCUAACAAUCACAGCAUUUUAACUUCGAAUGUUCUUACCACAACGGGAACAUUAGGUGAUGAUGGCGAUGACGAUUUGGAUCUUGAAUUGGAAGGUGUUACUCUAGACGACAAUAUAGAUAUAAAUGAUGUAAGCUUAGAUGAAGACUUCUUAAGCGACGAUUAAAUUAUAUAUCAGUAUAAAAAGAAAAUGUUUGUCAUAAUUUUAUUAUCUCUGUUACUCGUCUUAAAGACCAUUACAUCGGAUUUUUAAAUCGGUUCGAUAUAUGCCAACAUAUUGCGCUAAAAAUUUAAAAGUUUGUAUCUAAAUAGUAAUAUUC
This is a messenger RNA of Teleopsis dalmanni, 3133 nucleotides long. RefSeq names its product coatomer subunit beta' (gene beta'COP). The coding region runs from base 217 to 2979 and encodes 920 amino acids. Lineage: Eukaryota; Metazoa; Arthropoda; Insecta; Diptera; Diopsidae. Gene Ontology annotation, biological process: intracellular protein transport; retrograde vesicle-mediated transport, Golgi to endoplasmic reticulum; intra-Golgi vesicle-mediated transport. Gene Ontology annotation, cellular component: COPI vesicle coat. The record is from RefSeq and is a predicted model, not a curated record. Gene Ontology annotation, molecular function: structural molecule activity; protein binding. The transcript has 4 exons.